Anopheles aquasalis is the source of this 931-nucleotide messenger RNA. Its product is annotated as farnesol dehydrogenase. Gene Ontology annotation, molecular function: oxidoreductase activity. The record is from RefSeq and is a predicted model, not a curated record. NCBI's taxonomy places the organism in Eukaryota, Metazoa, Arthropoda, Insecta, Diptera, Culicidae.
GUGAGGUUGGUGUGAAUUCGAUAUUUUGGGAACCCGUUUUAGCUUCGAGUUUGAAAUUAUGGAGCGUUGGAAUGGGCGUGUGGCCGUAGUGACGGGUGCUAGUUCCGGAAUUGGUGCUGCCAUCGCAAAGGAUCUGGCCAAAGCUGGUUUGGUGACCAUCGGUUUGGCGCGGCGUGUCGAGCGAGUUGAGGAAUUGCGAAAGGAUCUCCCGGAACAGGCCGCCAAGAGGCUGCACGCGAUCAAGUGUGAUGUGUCGAAUGAAGCGGAUAUCGAUGCCGUGUUCAAACAGGUGGAGGAGCAGUUUGGCGGAUGUGAUGUGCUGAUCAACAAUGCCGGAAUUCUUCGAACGAAACCCCUGCUGGAGUUGGGCACGACGGCCGACAUUAAGGCGGUACUGGACACGAACGUGACCGGGCUGGUCCUCUGCAGCCAGCGAGCUUAUCAAUCGAUGGUGAAGCGAUCGGUCGAUGGGCAUAUCGUGCACAUUAGCAGCAUUGCGGGACACGGGGUGCCGAAUGUUCCCAACAUGAAUGUCUAUCCAGCGUCGAAGCACGCCGUCAGGGCCAUCACGGAGACGAUGCGCCAAGAGAUGCGCAAUGCUGGCAAGAAGAUCAAAGUGACGAGUGUUAGCCCAGGUGGAGUGAGAACGGAAAUCUUGGAUGGAAUGGACCUGCCAGCCGAUAUGAGUCUGCUCCAGUCUGAGGAUAUUUCGGCUGCCGUACUGUACGCACUGGGAACACCACCGCAUGUUCAAGUACAUGAACUCAUUAUUAAACCCGUUGGCGAAAUGUAUUAAUUCAUCGGAGCUCACAUUGUAACACUCGAAUGUUGUAUUUCUCGAGAAUGCUUCGUGUAAGAUCAUAGAAACAUGUAUUUUCUUUUUGUUUUGUGAAAAUAGUUAACCAAUAAAAAGCAUCUUAUCACAUCUUAG